GCCACCCCCGCGGGGACAGCGCCGGGACCCCCCUGGCGUGGCCCCCGUGUCCCCGCCGUGUCCCCCGCGCUGUCCCCGGCCGUGUCCCCAUGUCCCUGGCGCUCAAGGCCCGGCAGCGGGCGAGGCGCAAGGGCGGCUCCCGGGAGCGGCUCUUCGGCUGCGACCUCCGCGAGCAUCUCCAGCGCUCGGGGCAGGACGUGCCGCAGGUGCUCCGGAGCUGCACGGAGUUCGUGGAGCAGCACGGGGUGGUCGAUGGCAUCUACCGCCUGUCCGGGGUGUCCUCCAACACCCAGCGGCUGCGGCAGGAGUUCGAGGCGCAGCGCAGCCCGGACCUGUCGCGGGACGUUUACCUGCAGGACGUUCACUGCGUCAGCUCCCUGUGCAAGGCCUACUGCCGCGAGCUGCCCAACCCCCUGCUCACCUACCAGCUCUACGACAAGUUCGCCGACGCGGUGGCCAUCCAGAUGGAGGAGGCGCGGCUGGUGAAGAUCAAGGAGGUGCUCAAGGAGCUGCCGGCGCCUCACUACAGGACGCUGGAGUUCCUGAUGCGGCACCUGCUGCGCAUGGCCGCGCACAGCGGGCGCACCAACAUGCACGCGCGGAACCUGGCCAUCGUCUGGGCGCCCAACCUGCUGCGCUCGAGGGACAUCGAGGCCUCGGGCUUCAACGGCACGGCGGCGUUCAUGGAGGUGCGCGUGCAGUCCAUCGUGGUGGAGUUCAUCCUCACCCACGUGGAGCAGCUCUUCGGGACGCGCCGCUCCGAGGUGGGGACACCGCGGGGACACUGGGGGGACAGUCCCCGUCGCUCGCUGCUCCUGCCCGGGGGCGCUGCCCCCCUGCACGUCCCGGCCGUGCUGAGCCAGGGCGACGGCCCCCCCCAGAUGCGGCCCUACCACACCAUCAUCGAGCUCGGCGAGAACAGGAGCAAGGGCUCCCUCAAGGCCAAGAAGUGGAGAUCCAUCUUCAACCUGGGCCGCUCCGGGCACGAGGCCAAGCGGAAACCGGGGAAGGCGGAGGAGAAAGAGAAGUGUGGGAAGGUCACUCUGCGGCCGGCCAAGAGCAUGGACUCGCUCAGCUCCGGCCCCUCCGGACCGGCCGUGUCCCUCUGUCCCUUGGGAUUGUCCCUCCAACCCCUUGGGAUUGUCCCUCUGUCCCCUGGGAGUGUCCCUCUGUCCCCUGGGAUUGUCCCUCUGUGCCCUGGGAGUGUCCCUCUGUCCCCUGGGAUUGUCCCUCUGACCUCUGGGAUUGUCCCUCUGUCCCUUGGGAUUGUCCUUCUGUCCCCUGGGAUUGUCCCUCUGUCCCCUGGGAUUGUCCCUCUGUGCCCUGGGAGUGUCCCUCCAACCCUCGGCAUUGUCCCUCUGUCCCCUGGGAGUGUCCCUCCAACGCCUUGGGAUUGUCCCUGUGACCCCUCAGGAUUGUCCUUCUGUCCACUCAGGAUUGUCCCUCUGUCCCUUGGCAUUGUCCCUCUGUCCCCUGGGGAUUGUCCCUCUGACCCCUCAGGAAUCCCCCCUAUGCCCCGGCAUCCCCCCGCACCCCCGGGACCCCCCUGGCCCCCGGGACGCCCCCACACCCCGGUAUCCCCCCUGGCUCCCGGGACCCCCGGGACCGCCCGGCCCCGGCCCGCUCCGGACUCUUCCCCCGCAGCCCCGGACGCGGCGCGGCUGCUGCCGAAGCUGUCGGUGAAGCUGCGGCCGCAGCGGCAGCACAGCUCGGACGCGGCCCCCGCGGCCCCGGAGCCGCCCCCGGAGCUGGACGAGAGCCUGGAGGAGCCGCUGGAGGCGGCGGCCGAGAGCAGCACCCAGUCGGAGCCCACCACCCCCAAAGCCCCCCGGGCCGGGCCGGGGGUCUGCGGCCGCUCCCGCGCCGAGAAAUGCGCGGGGCUCCACAUCUCGGGCCCCUUCUCGGUCACCGUCCCCUUCCACAUCACCUCCAACCUGUCCCGCCUCACCCGGGGGCUGCCGUGCCCCGCGCUGGAACGGGAGCAGACCCCCGGCAGCGCCCCCGAGCCCGCCCGCGACCCCCGGCCCCGCUCCGAGGACGCGGAGCAGACCCGGCUCUCCCUGGAGCUCCGCGACUCCUUCGCCUUCCUGGACGGCCCCGAGACGUGGCUGGAGGGCGGCGGCGACGCGGAGGCGGCGCGGAGCCCCGGGACCGGGGAUGAGACCCCCGGGACCGGCGAUGAGACCCGCGGGAUGGAGGAAUGGACCCCCGGGAUCGGGGAUGAGACCCCCGGGACCGGCGAUGGGACCCCCGGGAUCGAGGAAUGGACCCCCGGGAUGGAGGAUGGGACCCUCGGGAUCGAGGAUGGGACCCUCAGGAUGGAGGAUGGGACCCCCGGGAUCGGGGACGGGUUCCCGGCCGUGGAGGAGGCGAUGGAGAGCGGGUUCAUGAACCCAGGUGAGCGCUGGGCGGAGCAGCCGGACAGUUACCUGUCCAUCGAGGAGUGCACGGAGCAGGACAUGUUCUUCCUGGCCCCCGGCGCCUCCGACCCCGACUCCGACCCCGAGGAGAUCUUCCUGAGCGCCCACGAUGAGCUCAGCCCCCUGGGGACCCCCGAGGGACCCCCGGGGAGAGCCCUGGAGAUCCCAGAGAUCCCAGAGAUCCCGGAGACCACAGACAUCCCAAAAGCCCUGGAGAUCCCAGGGAUCCCGGAGAUCCCGGAGACCACAGACAACCCAAAACCCCUGGAGAUCCCAGGGAUCCCAGAGAUCCCAAAAAUCCCAAAAGUCCUGGAGAUCCGGGAGAUCCCAGACACCCAAGGGAUCCCAGAAAUCCCAAAUGCCCUGGAGAUCCCAGAGACCCCAGAAAUCCCAAAAGCCCUGGAAAUCCCAGAGACCCCAAAAGUCCUGAAGAUCCCAGAGACCCCAAAAGUCCUGGAGAUCCCGGAGACCCCAGAAAUCCCCGAGAUUCUGGCCCAAACACCCCUGGAAAAGCACAGUCCAGGAGUGGGGGACGCCCCCCGGGACCCCCCCUGGGGAAGGGGGCGGAGGGGAGGGGGCUGCAGAGGGAGACCCCAGCCCCAGGCCGGGGGUGUGGGGUGAGGGAGGAGGGCUCGGGGGUCCCGCGGGGAACAGAGCUGGGUCCCAG
Molecule: messenger RNA, 3087 nt
Organism: Passer domesticus (house sparrow)
Lineage: Eukaryota; Metazoa; Chordata; Aves; Passeriformes; Passeridae
Gene: ARHGAP30
Product: Rho GTPase activating protein 30
Biological process (GO): small GTPase-mediated signal transduction
Molecular function (GO): GTPase activator activity
Source: RefSeq, a predicted model, not a curated record